AUUGGCGCCUUGAACCGAAAAAAGCAGUUUUAUUGUUUAGCUAGUCGUCUGUGGGGCAAUCUUCCUGGUAAAUUGACUUCUCCCGGGGUGCUUCAGGGUAUCUAGCCAAGAGUUUCGUGAUGGAUAGCAUCGCGUAUUUUCUUAUCUUGCUCGCGAGGAUUUCGUAUAAGUAGCGACUAUGUCCUCGAGCCUUCACAGUUGAAGUUUGUGUUAUCUCGUCGCUUCCACCAUCCUCCCCUCCUCCCUCGUCUUCCGCAGCUUUCUUUUCCCCUUUUCCCGUCUCCUUCUUUUCAAUUCUUUCUACAGCUGGGCUGUAUUCAGGGUCACAAUGGCACCCAAUUUCAAGAAGGUCAAGGUUUUUAGCAGCCACCAAAGGGGUGCGGCGCCGCCCAACUAUAUCGAUACUACCAUCGAAGAGGCGUCCAACCAAGAUCUAGAAGCGGGUAGUUUUUUGACGGAGACCCAGAGAAAUAACUCGGUCGAUACUAACAACCAUGGCGACAACCCGUACUUGGAUGAGUACAGAGCCUUGGUUCGUUAUGUUGAUACGUAUAGGGAUCCUAAUGCGGAAGUGGGGGAGGAGGACUUCUCACAACAGGACCAGAAGAGGCCAUGGUGGGCAUUCUGGCGUGGUGGUAAAAGCGGUUAUGCUCGUGCUGCUUUGAGCGAUUUCGAGACGCCGAGUGACUGGCUCAACACAGAUAUCAGAGAUGGUCUUUCAUCGAUGGAAGUCGAACGGAGACGGAAAUUCUCCGGAUGGAACGAGCUGUCGACUGAGAAGGAGAACAUGAUUCUCAAGUUCAUCGGCUUCUUCCGUGGGCCUGUUCUCUACGUCAUGGAAGUUGCCGUGAUCAUAGCUUUGGGCAUGCAAGACUGGCUGGACGCUGGUAUUAUCAUUGGUAUCCUGUUGCUCAAUGCUAUCGUCGGUUGGUACCAAGAAAAGCAAGCUGCCGAUGUCGUUGCCAGCUUGAAGGGAGAUAUUGCCAUGAAGGCUCGUGUCGUCCGAGAUGGCAAGGAGACGGAGAUCAAGGCCAGGGAGCUUGUGCCUGGUGAUAUCAUUAUUAUUGAGGAAGGCUACGUUGUUGCUGGUGAUGCUCGUCUUAUUUGCGAGUAUGAUAACCCCAACGGACAGGCUCAGUACCAGGCAGAGCUUUCGGCUCAAGACGUCACUUCGCCACGCCAGGAGAAAUUUGAGGAGGGUGAUGAUGAAGGAACGCCUCACAUCGGUCACGCGAUCGUCGCCAUCGACCAGAGCGCUAUCACUGGUGAAUCUCUUGCGGUCGACAAGUACAUGACCGAUACCGUUUACUAUACGACUGGCUGCAAACGUGGCAAGGCUUAUGGUGUUGUUACUUCCGGUGCUCAGGCUUCAUUUGUCGGCAAGACUGCUAGCCUUGUUCAGGGUGCUAAGGAUUCGGGUCACUUCAAGGCUAUCAUGGACUCUAUCGGUACUACUCUUUUAGUCCUCGUCGUUUUCUGGAUUCUUGCUGCGUGGGUUGGUGGUUUCUACCGCAACCUCCACAUUGUUGCACCCGAGGAGAGUUCCAACAACUUACUGACUUAUGCUCUGAUCCUUCUUAUCAUCGGUGUCCCCGUUGGUUUGCCUGUCGUUACUACCACUACUUUGGCUGUUGGUGCUGCCUACCUCGCUAAGGAGAAAGCCAUCGUACAAAAGCUGACGGCUAUCGAAUCGCUCGCUGGUGUUGAUAUUCUUUGCUCUGAUAAGACUGGUACCCUAACGGCCAACCAACUUUCCGUUCGCGAGCCCUUCGUUAUGGAAGGUGUGGACAUCAACUGGAUGAUGGCUGUUGCUGCCCUAGCUUCAUCGCACAACAUCAAGGCCCUCGACCCUAUCGACAAAAUCACCAUUCUCACUCUCAAGCGUUACCCUAAGGCAAAGGAAAUGAUCAGCGAAGGAUGGAAGACCGAGAAGUUCACCCCCUUUGACCCCGUCUCUAAGCGAAUCACUGCUGUAUGCACCCACAACGGUGUAAAAUACACAUGUGCUAAGGGUGCCCCUAAGGCUGUGUUGGCUCUGACCGACUGCAGCGAGGAACAAUCCGCACUCUUCAAAGAGAAGGCUACCGAAUUUGCGCGCCGCGGUUUCCGUUCUCUUGCUGUCGCCGUCCAGGAAGAAGAUGGCCCAUGGGAAAUGCUUGGGAUGAUCUCUCUUUUUGACCCUCCCCGUGCUGAUACUGCUCAAACUAUUGCUGAGGCCCAGGCCCUUGGCUUGUCUGUCAAGAUGUUGACUGGUGAUGCUAUCGCUAUUGCUAAGGAGACGUGCCGUAUGCUGGCCUUGGGAACUAAGGUGUACAACUCGGACAAGCUACUUCAUAGCGAUAUGGCUGGAACUGCUAUCCAUGAUCUUUGCGAGAGAGCUGACGGAUUUGCUGAGGUGUUCCCUGAACACAAAUACCAGGUUGUUGAAAUGCUUCAGCAACGUGGUCACCUGACGGCCAUGACUGGUGAUGGUGUCAACGACGCUCCGUCAUUAAAGAAGUCUGACUGCGGUAUUGCUGUGGAAGGCGCUACUGAAGCCGCCCAGGCCGCUGCCGACAUCGUGUUCCUCGCCCCAGGUCUUAGCACUAUCGUCUCCGCCAUCAAGAUUUCCCGCCAGAUUUUCCAGCGAAUGAAGGCCUACAUCCAAUAUCGUAUCGCUCUUUGCUUGCACCUUGAGAUCUACUUGGUUACUUCAAUGAUUAUCAUCAACGAGACCAUUCGUGCCGAUCUUAUCGUCUUCCUAGCCCUAUUUGCUGACUUGGCCACUAUUGCCGUCGCUUAUGACACUGCACAUUACGAGAAGCGCCCCGUAGAGUGGCAACUCCCUAAGAUCUGGAUCAUUAGCAUCGUCUUGGGUGCUCUGCUAUCUCUUGGAACUUGGAUCCUCCGCGGUACGCUCUGGCUUCCUCAGGGUGGUGUCGUUCAAGACUAUGGAUCCAUCCAGGAGAUUAUCUUCUUACAAGUAUCGCUCACUGAGAACUGGCUUAUUUUUGUCACUCGUGGUUUCGAGACUAGACCAUCUUGGCAAUUAGUCAGUGCUAUCUUCGGUGUCGAUAUCCUUGCCUCUCUCUUCGCCGGUUUCGGUUGGUUUUCUGGUGGAUUCGGUGAACCCUCCAGCCCAGCUUCGAUCUCUUCCAAGUUAUCUGAGAAUGGUGCUACCGAUAUCCUAACUAUCGUUGUUGUUUGGGUGUACUCAAUUGCCUGCGUAAUCGUCAUUGCUAUUAUCUACCAGACCAUGACACGCAUGAAGAGCCUAAACGACCUCGGCCGCAAGAAGAGGUCCGCUCAGGACACGAUGAUGGAGAACAUCCUCACUCACUUGAGCAAGGUCGCUCUUGAACACGAGCGUGAUGACAAAGGCGGCGACCGCUUCUACCUUGCUCAGAAGCAGGUUGUUGAGGAAGAAGAAUAAGGGAUCAUGGAUGACAAGUAUAUAGGAGCUAUGGGGUUUGGUGUUACAAAAUGGUGGUUAUUAUUC
Messenger RNA from Hypoxylon trugodes, 3478 nucleotides. RefSeq names its product plasma membrane H+-ATPase. Gene Ontology annotation, cellular component: plasma membrane. The transcript is spliced from 4 exons. Gene Ontology annotation, molecular function: ATP binding; ATP hydrolysis activity; P-type proton-exporting transporter activity. The record is from RefSeq and is a predicted model, not a curated record. Gene Ontology annotation, biological process: proton export across plasma membrane; regulation of intracellular pH. Lineage: Eukaryota; Fungi; Ascomycota; Sordariomycetes; Xylariales; Hypoxylaceae. Bases 329 to 3412 code for a protein of 1027 amino acids.